AUGCCCUCUGCAGGCGGCAAAGGUGGCAAGGGUCUCGGAAAGGGUGGCGCCAAGCGUCACCGCAAGAUUCUUCGUGACAACAUCCAGGGUAUCACCAAGCCCGCUAUCCGCCGUCUCGCGCGCCGUGGUGGUGUCAAGCGUAUUUCAGCCAUGAUCUACGAAGAGACCCGUGGUGUCCUCAAGACUUUCCUCGAGAGCGUUAUCCGUGACGCCGUCACCUACACUGAGCACGCCAAGCGCAAGACCGUCACCUCCCUCGACGUUGUCUACGCCCUCAAGCGCCAGGGCCGUACCCUCUACGGUUUCGGUGGUUAA
Molecule: messenger RNA, 315 nt
Organism: Alternaria ethzedia
Lineage: Eukaryota; Fungi; Ascomycota; Dothideomycetes; Pleosporales; Pleosporaceae
Exons: 3
Coding region: 1-315 (104 amino acids)
Biological process (GO): nucleosome assembly
Cellular component (GO): nucleosome
Molecular function (GO): protein heterodimerization activity; DNA binding; structural constituent of chromatin
Source: RefSeq, a predicted model, not a curated record